AUGUCUAAUGCACCAAACCAAUUGCUCGUUGAGGACGUUCUGGAGUCGAUGCCUAAACCCCCAGGAAAGCAGAAUCCUCCCUAUAGCAAUAGGGGUAUUCCUAAACCCACAUAUGAACCUGAUCUUACAAGUAAGGAAGUCUUAGCCGACCCAACGUGGAAAGCAUCUAUGAAUGAGGAGAUGGAGUCACUGCUGAAGAAAAAAACUUUGGAACUUGUAAACCUCUCAACAGGAAAGAAACCUGUUAGGUGUCGAUGGGUUUACAUUGUGAAAUACAAAGCAAAUGGUACUAUUGAACGCUUAAAGGCAAGAUUGGUAGCGAAGGGGUAUACCCAAACAUAUGGGAUCGAUUAUAUGGAGACAUUUGCACCGGUACCUAAAAUCAACACAAUUCAAGUUUUGUUAUCUCUGGAUGCGAAUUUGGACUGGCCAUUACAACAGUUCAAUGUGAAGAACACUUUGUUACAUGGAGAUUUACUAGAAGAAGUCUACAUGGAUCUCCCCCCAAAUGUCUAA
This is a messenger RNA of Prunus armeniaca (apricot), 516 nucleotides long. NCBI's taxonomy places the organism in Eukaryota, Viridiplantae, Streptophyta, Magnoliopsida, Rosales, Rosaceae. The record is from the annotation of a GenBank genome assembly.